This is a messenger RNA of Leptonychotes weddellii (Weddell seal), 5117 nucleotides long. RefSeq names its product target of myb1 like 2 membrane trafficking protein (gene TOM1L2). Gene Ontology annotation, cellular component: membrane; endosome. NCBI's taxonomy places the organism in Eukaryota, Metazoa, Chordata, Mammalia, Carnivora, Phocidae. Gene Ontology annotation, molecular function: phosphatidylinositol binding; clathrin binding; ubiquitin binding. Gene Ontology annotation, biological process: signal transduction. The record is from RefSeq and is a predicted model, not a curated record.
UGGGGCGGGGGCAAGUGUCAGUCAGGUCCGGAGUGCGACGGGGGACAGCGGGGCCCCGGGCGGCUGACGGGGGGCCCGGGACGCUGCCGUGUUGUCCGCUCAAGAUGGAGUUCCUCCUGGGGAACCCGUUCAGCACCCCGGUGGGGCAGUGCCUCGAAAAGGCAACAGAUGGCUCCCUCCAGAGCGAGGACUGGACGUUGAACAUGGAGAUCUGCGACAUUAUCAAUGAGACAGAAGAAGGGCCAAAGGAUGCCAUUCGAGCCCUGAAGAAGCGGCUCAACGGGAACCGGAACUACAGAGAGGUCAUGCUGGCAUUGACUGUGCUGGAGACGUGUGUGAAGAACUGUGGCCACCGCUUCCACAUUCUCGUGGCCAACCGGGAUUUCAUCGACAGCGUCCUGGUCAAAAUCAUCUCUCCCAAGAACAACCCUCCCACCAUUGUGCAGGACAAGGUGCUUGCUCUGAUCCAGGCGUGGGCGGAUGCCUUUCGAAGCAGCCCUGACCUCACUGGCGUGGUGCAUAUAUACGAGGAACUGAAGAGGAAGGGGGUCGAAUUUCCCAUGGCAGACUUGGACGCUCUGUCUCCCAUCCACACACCACAGCGGAGCGUCCCCGAAGUGGAUCCAGCCGCAACCAUGCCCAGGUCCCAGUCGCAGCAGAGGACGAGUACCAGCUCCUAUUCCUCGCCUCCUCCUGUUCCCUACUCCGCUCCGCAGGCCCCGGCCCUGAGUGUGACGGGCCCCAUCACGGCCAAUUCAGAACAGAUUGCCAGGCUUCGGAGUGAACUGGAUGUUGUUCGAGGCAACACAAAAGUCAUGUCGGAGAUGCUAACAGAAAUGGUCCCCGGGCAGGAGGAUUCGUCCGAUCUGGAAUUGCUGCAGGAGCUGAACAGGACCUGCCGGGCCAUGCAACAGCGCAUCGUGGAGCUCAUCUCCCGCGUGUCCAACGAGGAGGUCACCGAGGAGCUGCUUCACGUCAACGAUGACCUCAACAACGUCUUCCUCCGCUACGAGAGGUUUGAACGAUACAGGUCAGGCCGAUCAGUGCAAAAUGCCAGUAAUGGAGUACUGAACGAAGUGACCGAGGACAACUUAAUAGACCUGGGCCCGGGGUCUCCAGCUGUGGUGAGCCCAGUGGUGGGGAACACGGCACCCCCAUCUUCUCUCUCCUCUCAGCUUGCAGGCUUAGACUUGGGGACAGAGAGCGUCAGUGGUACCCUCAGUUCACUCCAGCAGUGUAAUCCGCGUGAUGGCUUUGACAUGUUUGCCCAGGCGAGAGGGAACUCCUUGGCUGAACAACGCAAGACGGUAGCCUACGAGGACCCCCAGGCUGUCGGAGGACUGGCUUCUGCACCAGACAGCCGGAAACAGAGCUCUGAAGUGAAGAGAGGUAAAGGUGGGGACUCUGACCUGGAGCCCAUAGACAGCUGGCUCAUAACCCAAGGAAUGAUCCCCGUUGCACAGCCCUCUGUCAUGGACGACAUUGAAGUGUGGCUCAGGACGGACCUGAAGGGCGAUGACCUGGAGGAAGGCGUCACGAGUGAAGAAUUCGAUAAGUUCCUGGAAGAAAGAGCCAAAGCUGCCGAAAUGGUCCCCAGCCUCCCCUCGCCCCCAGGGGACACCCCAGCCCCAGCCUCAAACCCCUCCGGCCGGAAGAAGCCAGAGCGAUCAGAGGACGCCCUCUUUGCCCUGUGAGCUGGUCUACGGUUCGGCUCCCCAGACAGCAGGUCACCUCCUGUCCCCCCGGUCCAAACGAGGCACUGGCCCCCCUCCCCCCAUCUGCAGUUCCCUCUCGGUCCUGUACUGCUGUGUCUCCACGGAAGCGCCCCUGUGUUUGCUCCCAGGCCUCCCACGUGGCAGGACCAACUUCAGCCACCUUCUUCUGUCUGGGUGGUGGGACAGCCCCGCUGCAACCAGAGGCUCUCGCCCCCACCCCCGCCCCUCCUGCCCACAGGCUCCCUUUGCCUCUAUGUCCUCCCCAGAAGAGCAAGCCAUGGGACCAUUUCUUGAGGAGACACCUGGACUGUCUUUUCUCCGGUCCCCCCCUCCCACAGAGAAGGGGGUCAGACUCCAGCCCCUUCCCCCAUGUGCCCCACCCCUGCCUGCCUUGGCGGGUCUCCUUGGACCGGCCUACCCUCCCGUGCCCCGUUCCAGAAAGGGCUUGUCUGCACCUGUGGACUUGGUCUCCCUCCCUGGAAUGCUGCUCCCUGACGCGUGUCACCCUGUGGCACUUGGCGUGCUCGGCACUUUAGAAGGCUCUGUGGGUGCCUGUGUGUGAGGCCUCUCGUCCUUUUGACCCUCUCUCCAUCACUAAGCUGCUAGGCCAGGCAGCCGCCCAAGCCGGCUCAGCAGCUGAGCCCGGGACCAAGGGGUCCCUGCAGGCUCCUGGUGUGCCGAGGGAGAGCCAAGGGCAGUUGCAAGGAUGGCAUGUGCCCCACGGAGGGUGGUCAAGAGGCACACGGCUUAGCUCCCACUGAGAUACACCACCGGAAACCAAACUGCCCCAUGCCCGCCGCACGCUGCCCUCACACGGUUGUCCCCAUCUGGGGAGGGCCCCGCCUGGGGAGGAGUUGCUCUGGCUUGCUUGGGAAGGCUCGGUGGGUUUGUGAGCCAUCGUGCCGUCAGCCCUUCCCACCUGGCAGUUGGAGCAGGGGGCUCAUGGACACAGGCUGACACCGGUGCCUCGGGCUCUGGGAGAAGCAUUUGGACCGGGCCCUGGACGCCUCCGAUGGAGAGCGAGGCGCCGCCCGGCCCAGAGCCCCAUGCCCAGUCGCGCACCUCAGCUUCCUCCUGAGAGGCCUGGGGUCUGGCUGGGGGCCUGUCUGGCAGGACCAGCUGGGGAGGUCACACUCCAGGUCCUCAGAGGACAUGCAGGAAGCUCCUCUCAGAGCUCAGCCAGCCUGACUCCGGCCCUGCCCUCCCGGGCAGUCAGUGCCAUGCCCUCCACUCUCCCCCCCACCCCUGCCCCUCAGUCUGCCUACACACCUCUCUUCGACGUGGUUCCCAGGCAGAGCCCCCUGAGGCCCGCUUGGAUGUUCAGACGUCUGAAGUCCGACAGCUUGACACGAGCUGCAGAGAAGGUGGCUGGGAUGGUCCAGCUGGACCCAGCAACCCAGCUGCUCGCCCUGUGGCGCAGUCCCGAGCACUAGUCUCUGUGAGGGCCAGGGGCCCCCCUUUGUAGCUGGGCCUCGGGGGUUAGGCCUGCGGCAGCUGUAAACCCACAACCACUGAGCCCAGCAUCCUCUGAGGGAAGAGCAGCCUCCCUGCCUUGUAGAGAGGGAAGUCCCCACAAGAACGGGGUCCUGAGGGGACAGGAGGCUCCUGGCAUGAGUGAAGGCGAGGCCUGCGUCUGCCUGGGGAGACCCCAGCACAGUUGCUCUGGACCAUAGUUGCUCUGGACCUAUGGUCCAGAGCUGCCCCCCAACUCCAGGCUGGCCAUGGAGAGACCAGGCCAGCCCCGGGCAGCAGGUGGUGGUGGACCUGGGAGCUGACGGGAAGGCACUGGCCCACACGGGGAAGUGUCCCCUGCCUUCCCGGCCUGGAGCUGCCCCUCCUGCUGUCACCCGCACGUCAGGCCCAGAGGCAACCUGCCCCUAUCUGGACGCUGAGGGGACACUUGCUUGAGGCCUGCCCAAAAAGCCAAGUAGGGGCCCAGGUGGCCUUAAGGGGGUGCUGCUCAGCCCUUCCUGUCCCCAGGGGCCACAUGACUGCUGGCUGCCUUCCAUCUGGGGAGCACAGCCCUGGGGCUACGUGCUUAGGGAGGGGAGCAGAGCUGUGGCAGGCAAGCUGGCCAGUGCCUACGCCCCAGGAGAGUGAGACCCUCGCGAGCCACCAGCCUCUGCACAAGUGUUAGAAAUCACAGAUACGGUAUGUACUUAAUUACACUAAAUUAUUGCUGGGAUUCCUUAUAAGCACUAAUUAUACCUGAUUAUAGGUUAAAAUAUUUAUUUUGUCAAAAUAUUUUCUUGGGGAUGUGUUGGACUUUUCUGUGUUCAUUGUGUGCUAAGAUGAGAAAACUAACCAUUGCUUCCUGCCUGCCUUUGGGGCCAGUGGGCAGCAGUGACCCAGGGCACUGGUGGGCUUCUGACCGGCCUGCCCCAAAGCGGUCCCUGUCCGGGAGCCUGAGGCACUGAGCAGGCCGACUGGGGCCAGGCCGAGAGGUGACCCACCUGCUUAUCAGCACGCACGGGACAAGGGCUUUCUGAGCUGACAGGGCUUGUUGCUGGCGUGGGCCAGAGGGAAGGGUGACUGUUGGUGUGUUGUCUGUCCUCCUGUCUUUGUCAGCCCCAUCAGUGUGAGCGACCAUGCUGUCUGCCUUGGCUCACUGCCCUUCCCCUGCUCACCCAGGGGUCCAGAGCAAGGGGGCCUGGGGAGGUGUGGGGCCUGCACUGUCACUCAAGUUCCCCACCUGGGCGAGUGGUGGCAAGGGCUCUGGAUGGCCCCGGGGGCAGCAGGUACCUGGACUCCUCCAGCAUCGUGGGGCAGACGGCGGCUCGGCCUCCCACACACCUGCUCCUCGUCUUCCUUCCUGCCGCCCACCCCCACUCUGCCUCCACGUACACCCGUUUCUAACUCAGUCCAGCCCAGCCUUCUGGAUGGUUUGAGGGGGGCUGUGGGCUUGCUGGGGAAGAGCUCCAUGUGGAGUCCUGCGUUUUCAGCUUGGCCUCCGUGGCUCGGGGCGUGUGCGCAUCCAGAAGACGCCCCUUGCGGUGCCCGCCUCUCCCGGUGCCCACCUCCCGCCCUCCCUGUGCAGGGGGGUCCACGCCGGGCUUCCCCUGCAGCCAGCAGCCCCCGGGGACAGCUGUCAACCCGCUCAUGUGGGGAACGGGGGGCGGAGAUUUAUUUCCUAAAGUUUGCACUUAAUUUGCGAGGGCCUCAGGAUCGUUGGGGGCUACCGCGGAGAGAACUGUGUCGUGUCUGUUGUCCAGCUGUCCCCGGAGUCUGACGUUCUGUUGCUGUUGUGCGUUUCUGCGGGCAGAGCCGGGUCUGGAGGGCGGGUCGGUGCCCUCAAGGCUGAGCGCGUCCAUCCACCCACUGGCUCUCCUUCCAGAUAUUGUCUCUGUAGUUUGGGUUCUUGCAUGUAAAAUACUCCACAAUAAAGAAACGAACAAACUGUUA